This is a messenger RNA of Ictidomys tridecemlineatus (thirteen-lined ground squirrel), 8039 nucleotides long. It is a transcript of the gene Rps6ka6, whose product is annotated as ribosomal protein S6 kinase A6. Gene Ontology annotation, molecular function: protein serine/threonine kinase activity; ATP binding; magnesium ion binding. The record is from RefSeq and is a predicted model, not a curated record. Gene Ontology annotation, biological process: protein phosphorylation; intracellular signal transduction. NCBI's taxonomy places the organism in Eukaryota, Metazoa, Chordata, Mammalia, Rodentia, Sciuridae.
CGUCAAGCGGCCGUCGCGCCGGCGGCAGUGGUGCGCAAGAGCCAAGCGGCAGCUCUUGGAGAGGCAGCACAGAGUUGUCUUCUCUAUGGGAGCAGCAGUGUGCGGCGGAGACCCCCGGGUCCCAGCCUCUGAGGGACCCCGCUGCGAGGGCAGCGGUCGCUGAAGGCGGGGCUGGGGGUCACAGCAGAGACGGCGGUGGCAGCAGCGGGCCAGUUCAAUAGACAGGAUGCACUGCCGCGCAGGCGGUCCGCAGCUCCUGUUCGAGUGCUCCUGAAAGCGCGAUGCUACCAAUCCCUCCUCAGGAAGAGCCCUGGGACCAAGACAUGGAGGUGUUCGGUGGCGGCGGCGGCGGCACGAACAGUGGCGAGUAUGUUUUAGGUAUUGUAGAGAUUUAACAAUGGGUCUCUCUACCUCAGCAAUUUGGAAAAAUACUCAAGUGGAAAUUGUUAAUCCCUAUGAAGUAAAACGAAAGGUGAAGGUAAAUGGUCUUAAAAUGGUUGAUGAGCCAAUGGAAGAGGGAGAAGCAGAUUCUUGCCUUGAUGAAGGUGUGGUUAAAGAAAUCCCUAUCAUUCACCAUGUUAAGGAAGGUUAUGAGAAAGCAGAUCCUGCACAAUUUGAGUUGCUCAAGGUUCUUGGUCAGGGAUCAUUUGGAAAGGUGUUUCUGGUUAGAAAGAAGACUGGACCUGAUGCUGGACAGCUCUAUGCAAUGAAGGUGUUAAAAAAAGCUUCUUUAAAAGUUCGAGACCGAGUUCGGACAAAGAUGGAGAGGGAUAUACUGGUGGAAGUAAAUCAUCCAUUUAUUGUCAAACUGCACUAUGCUUUUCAGACUGAAGGGAAGCUGUAUUUAAUAUUGGAUUUUCUCAGGGGAGGAGAUGUCUUUACAAGAUUAUCCAAAGAGGUUCUGUUUACAGAGGAAGAUGUGAAAUUUUACCUCGCAGAACUGGCCCUUGCUUUGGAUCAUCUGCAUCAAUUAGGAAUUGUAUAUAGAGACCUGAAGCCAGAAAACAUUUUGCUUGAUGAAAUAGGACAUAUCAAGUUAACAGACUUUGGACUCAGCAAGGAGUCAGUAGAUCAGGAAAAGAAGGCCUACUCAUUUUGUGGUACAGUGGAGUAUAUGGCUCCUGAAGUAGUAAAUAGGAGAGGCCAUUCACAGAGUGCUGAUUGGUGGUCAUAUGGUGUACUUAUGUUUGAAAUGCUUACUGGUACUCUGCCAUUUCAAGGUAAAGACAGAAAUGAGACCAUGAAUAUGAUAUUAAAAGCAAAACUUGGAAUGCCUCAGUUUCUUAGUGCUGAAGCACAGAGUCUUCUAAGGAUGUUAUUCAAAAGAAAUCCAUCAAAUAGAUUAGGUUCAGAAGGAGUUGAGGAAAUUAAAAGACAUCUUUUUUUUGCAAAUAUUGACUGGAAUAAAUUAUAUAAAAGAGAAGUUCAACCACCUUUCAAACCUGCUUCUGGAAAACCAGAUGAUACUUUUUGUUUUGAUCCUGAAUUUACUGCAAAAACGCCCAAAGAUUCUCCUGGUUUGCCAGCUAGUGCAAAUGCUCAUCAGCUUUUCAAAGGAUUUAGCUUUGUUGCAACUUCUAUUGCCGAAGAAUAUAAAAUCACUCCAAUCAUAAGUGCAAACGUAUUGCCAGUUGUUCAGAUAAAUGGAAAUGCUGCACAAUUUGGUGAAAUAUAUGAAUUGAAAGAGGAUAUUGGUGUUGGCUCUUAUUCUGUUUGCAAGCGAUGUAUACAUACAGCUACCAACUUGGAAUUUGCAGUGAAGAUCAUUGACAAAAGUAAGCGAGACCCCUCAGAAGAAAUUGAAAUUUUGAUGCGCUAUGGACAGCAUCCCAACAUUAUUACUUUAAAGGAUGUCUUUGAUGAUGGUAGAUAUGUUUACCUUGUUACGGAUUUGAUGAAAGGAGGAGAACUACUGGACCGUAUUCUCAAGCAAAAAUGUUUCUCAGAACAGGAAGCUAGUGAUGUACUGUAUGUAAUAACUAAGACAGUUGAUUAUCUUCAUUGUCAAGGAGUUGUUCAUCGUGAUCUUAAACCUAGUAAUAUUUUAUACAUGGAUGAAUCAGCGAAUGCAGAUUCAAUUAGGAUCUGUGAUUUUGGGUUUGCAAAACAACUUCGAGGAGAAAAUGGACUUCUCUUAACUCCCUGCUACACUGCAAACUUUGUAGCACCUGAGGUUCUUAUGCAGCAGGGAUAUGAUGCUGCUUGUGAUAUUUGGAGUUUAGGAGUCCUUUUUUACACGAUGUUGGCUGGCUACACUCCAUUUGCUAAUGGCCCCAAUGAUACUCCUGAAGAGAUACUGCUUCGUAUAGGCAAUGGCAAGUUCUCUUUGAGUGGUGGAAACUGGGAUAAUAUUUCAGAUGGAGCAAAGGAUUUGCUUUCCCAUAUGCUUCAUAUGGACCCUCAUCAGAGAUACACUACUGAACAAGUAUUAAAGCACUCAUGGAUAACCCACAGGGAUCAGCUGCCGAAUGAUCAGCCAAAUAGAAAUGAUUCAUCACACAUUGUUAAGGGAGAAGUUGUUGCCACAUAUUCUGCCCUGACUCACAAGACUUUUCAACCAAUCCUAGAGCCUGUAGCUGCUUCAAGCUUAGCUCAGCGACGGAGCAUGAAAAAGCGAACAUCAACUGGCUUGUAAGAUUUGCAGUGUUCCUCAGCUAAACAGGAUGAAGAGAAAAUUAAACAUGUGGCUUUUUGCCUAAUCUUAUAUCAAUAGCAUUGUUUUCUGCUAUAUUACUUGAAUAUUCUGUUUAGACCCUUUUUUAAGGGGAGUGAAGUUAAAAAAAAAAAAAACAGGUCCACAAUAUUCAUACUGUGUUGUUUGUAGUCAUGUCCAAGUGUUUGUAUCAGGAAAUAAUUGUAAUCCACAGGUCUUAAAAACUUCUCUGCACAUACAUGUCUAAAAUUCUUUUCAAGUAAAAUUAUUCUUAGUUUUAGUGGAUUCAAAUAAUAAUGGUCUAGAAAUCAUGCUUUUAGUGUAAUGCCAAGCAACGUCAGUAUUUUUUUAACAUCUGAUCUUGAAGGAUAGGCUUUUUUUUUUCUACAAAGAAAAGCAAAUGUGUGGAAGUUUGUUGUGCAUAACCAAAGGACUCCAUUCAUUUAUGGCUACUAAAUUAUUGUCAUAGUAGUUUGGUGCCAGAGUGAGAUGCAUUUAUCCUAAUAUAUGAUAUGAUUGGUGCCAAAGUUUUUAUGGAAGAAUUAAAUCACCAGUAAUGUGUGAGACAGACCUAAAUAUUUAUCCAUAAGUGGACUCAUCUAGGAAUGGUUUUCAUAAGGUUUCUAACAAUUUACAACAGAAUUGUUGUACAAAUGAAAAAAUAUCAAAAGACUUUAUACUGGUGUUAUAAUCUUCCAAACAGGUCAUAGUUAGUCCUUUGAUAAUAAAGUACAUGGUGUUAACACUAUCUUGGUGUUAUGUAACCAGACUUUCAAGUUCACUAAUUGGAUUUAGUCAUCAUCUAUCCCCUUUAUAAAUGAACUACACUGUUAUUUUUCUGAUUUCUAUGUGCUUUGAGCUACAAUGUAGCAUACCAAUCUACCUUGAAUCCUAUGAUUAUAUAGUUGAAAUUGUAUUGUAGUGGACUUGUGCUCUUAGCACAUAUGGUAUAGUAUAAUGUAUUUCAGUAACUUUAGACAGUGCUACAUAAUAGUUAUGCUUUGAGAAGAAAAACUAACAUUUUAAAUAGGAGUAAUAUUAAUCCUCUACAAAAAGGUUGAGCACAUUUAAAAAUCAUAUUUAUAAAAGAUAUCUGGCCAAAUUGGUCUUAUUAAAUUUAUGAUUCAGAACCACUGUGUUAAUAUGAAUUGUUUUCUCUAAAUACUGAAAUUUAAAAAAAAUUGUUUGUGUUGUUGAAUAAAAUACCAUUACUACUACUACUACUACUACUACUACUACUGACAGAAAGAACUCAUGAAUGUAAUUUGCAGGAUAUCAUAGUUUUGUUUAAUGAAUAUAAGUGAACUACUUGUGUGUGCUAGAUGUACUGUUUGCUGUGUGUUUUUUUCUUAAUUCAGAGACAGUUGAUUGCUGAGUAUACAGUUUAGGCUAGAAGACAUGUACCUUUGGUAUUUAAUAAACCAAUUAUACAUCUUAUCUUUAUAAUGUAAGUGAUCUAUACCAUGCACAAAAAUCUGUUUCUGGGUGUAAUAUAUAAAAGUAUGUGUUCUUAUUUUGAGGUGAUUUUUGAAACAUUUAAAAAACAUUAAAAAUAUCUAAUACUACAUGGAAAUAUUACUUAGAAGUGGUUAAAUUGGUACUAUAUUUUGUGGCUCUUUAUGUUCCAAUUUGGCUUUUUUAUUCUUCAUUUUGCUUAAUUACAUUAAGUGCUUGCAUGUAACAGUUUGUGUCCAUAUAUUUAUUUUCCUCUUGUCAUUAUCUUGUUUGUGUUGUUAUGCCAUCUUCUUAUCAGAAUUGAUACAUCAAACUCAGAGGUAUAAUUUCAGUGCUAAACUUUUCAGCACAAAUAUUAUAUCCAUAUAUACUUUUCAUGUAAUAAAAUUAAGGGAAGUGAAAUUGAAAAAUGAUCAGAAAAUAAACUUCUGGCUUUUUAUAUUCAAUGGUUUUUAAAAGUAGAUGGUCAAUUUUCAGUUAUUAUGUUCAAAAAGAUCAUAUCACACAGUUCCAUCAUGAAAGGAACACUGUAAGAAAUAAGCAGUGAUCAUUAUGAUUCCUCAUCACCCAGUGAGGACUGACAGUCUGAAAGAUACAAGUGGAUAUACCCAAUAAUUGUAAAACAGUUUUCUGCUGGAAUAUGUAAACAUGCAAAACUAAGAACUAUAGUAGUAAGGACAACUUUAUUAUAAAGGAAAGCUUAAAAUGUACCCUCAUUUUGUAGGAGGUGCCCAGCUAGGGAUGCCUAAUUAUCUACUUUUUGGCUAUAACUCUAACCAUAAAUUUAGAUUUGAAUGGAACAUUUUUAAUGAGACUUCUAUAAAUGCUUGACCAACAAAAUGAUUCUGUGGUUUCUAAUAGAUUCAUGAAUUAAUUACAUUGUUUUUCUUUCCAGUUAAUGGUUAUUUAUAAUAUUUAAUGAUAUAACAGUUUGAGUUUUUUUUUCUGAAAGGGAGACAAUAUUGAACUUAUUUAUUAUUUUUCUUAAAGGAAAAUACCAAAUUUGCUCAGUAGAUUAACAGUCUUUCAUUCUAAGGCACAUAUUACCAUGAAUACACUCAGGAAACCAUUUGCAAGAAAAUUAGAAGUGUAGCACUGUUGACUGAUUUUUGUGGGUAAAACAGUAGUUUCCGUUCUUUUAUGAAGAUAAAAUUUGAGCCUGUUUUUGUUAGAUUCAGGAAUACCUAAACCUUGUUAUUUGUAGUUUAUUUUCAUUCGUUACUAGAUAUAAUAAAACAUUUUUGUUGGCUCUUCUGGUUAGCUCAAAAUGAUUUCAUGUUAGGCAUCCCACAAACUUAAUAAAAGAUAUUUGGUGUUUAUAACAUCUCCCCCAUUGAAACAAUAUGUUAAAAUAGUACUGCCCAUGGACACUUAUUCAUACAUAUUGAAUAGUCUUAUUCUAAUAGUAAGAGGCCUUUCAUGGAUAAAGAAGGAAAAUAAAACAAUACUUACUUUACACUAGAAAAAUUAUAUUUCCACCAAGGCAGAGUUUGUCUUUGGCACUCUACAUUCUCUUUCUGCUGCUUUCCUACUUAAACACCUCACGGGGACUACUCCAUCAUUAAGAUUUAUCAUGUUUUCUGUGUGCCAAAAGGGCCUCAAUCCUUUUUUCUUCCCCAUAUCAGGACUUCCAUUCCCUCAGAACGAUUAUUUUCAGCUAAAAAGUGAAAUGCAUGCUGUCUCAUUAAAUUACUUCACAUUUUUCCAAUAUUGGCUAAUAGAUAAUUGGCAUUUUCUAAGGAAUAUGUCCACUAAACAGACAGGUUUCUAGUUUAUAGGAGUUUCAGAAAUUCUAACAAAAAGAAAUUAAUUUUAAAUUCAGUUAUUAGUGAAGGUUUUUUUGGGGGUGUGUGUGUGUGUGUGUGUGUGUGUAAAGAACUUACACAGUAGGUCCAAGGUUCAAUUAUAUAAUAAAUUAUUUCUUUUUUCCAUAGUACUUUCUGAUUUUCAGUCUUCAUUUUCUUUUACCAUCUUCUAAGCUUUUUGGUAGUAAUGAACUUCUGUUACAAAAUAGUAUGGAGAGAGUCUGUGAUUGAUGAUCAUUUCUGUAUAUGUUGUUAAGCCCAUAUUUGUCUGUAUUCUUUUUUCUCAAAGUACAUAAUUUGUAACACAAGGACUUUUAUACCUCCUCCCAUUAUAUUGGUAGAGAAUAAAAGCACAGAGAGUUUGGAUGCAAACUAUCUAUGGAUCCCAAGUUUUUAAACACUUUGUCUAGAUUUCAGGAUGUAUAAAUCCUAUUUAUCAUUUAUUUUGCAAGAAAAAUGCAAGCCAUAAUAGAUAUUGGUCAACUGCAAUUAAACUGUUUUAGAACAUGUUUUUUUACAUUCCAACACUUAUCCAGGCAUAGUUUAGCAUUUAUCUCAAGAUCUGCAGCUGAAAUUAGUAGAAUAAAUCAGUAUUGUUGUUAUCUGCCUUCCUAUGAAGAAUGUAAUAGCAUUGAUAGUGAUUAUUCACAACAUAUUAAUCUCAUGAAUACACUAUUCCUAGUUUUAGUCUUACAAAAUAGUGAAAUCUGUCAUACUUCAAGUAAAUUAAUUUGAUUGAUUUACUGAUUUGAUUGACGGGAGGAAAUGGAAGUUGAUAAAUCCUAAAUUAUAGGCAUAGCUUUCUUUGAAAUAUGAAGCAGAAGACAAAGGAAAAGUACUUUUAGGAUAGACAAAUUUAAGCUUACUUAUAUUGUAUUGGCAAAUGAUGCAUCUUUCAAUUAUUAUCUAGCAAGAAAUUUAGCUAAAUGCUUAUAUAUACAUAUGUGUUUUUUGUUAUGUGUAUGUUUGUGCAUGUGUGUACACACAUACACAAUUGCCAUGUUAGGGUUUGUUCUGUGUUUACAUUUUUAAACUCUGGAUAAUGGGAAUUCUUUGGAUGACUGUUUUACUUUCUAGUUGUCUAGUUAUGGAAACUACUCUUCAAAAGAUUUAUUAAUUUUAUGUGGGAUAGUUUUAGAGUAUGUUGAAAUAAGUGCAUUAGUUUUUUAAUAAUUUAUAUCGUGACCAAUUAUUUACUUUUUUCUUUCCUAUCAACUAAUAUUGCUCAGAUCAUAUUUGAUUUUUCUGUUUGAAUACCUUCUCUCUGAUAUGGAUACCACUUAUAGCAAAAAUGUAAGUUUUUUUAGUAUGAUAAAAUUAUAUUUAAUGGCAAGAAAGCAGCCUAGUAAGAAACCAUCAUUUUUAAAGCUAUAUAUAAAAUCUUAAUUAAACAUGCAAAUUCUAGCAUGAUUUUGAAAUAGAAAAUUAUAUGGCACUAAAUUCCAUAGUACAAGAAAGGGAAAUUGUUUUUUCUGAGUUUGAUAUUUUGUUGUUGUUGUUUUGUUUUUAGACAGGAAGUAGCAUUGGCAGUUGUGAGUUACAUAGGCUUUAUGCAGAGAGCAUACUAUGCUAUAGAGACUUUAAAAAAUGAUUUGCCACCACUUCCCAAGCACUUUUGAAUUUAUAUACCUACUUUCUGAUAUAGAAGUAUUAAUUUACUUCCUUUUGUUGCACUUCUCAAGAUAGAAAUGGUGUUAAAUAGAAGUUAUGUAUAAAUUUGAUUCACAUGUAGUUACAAACUUAAAAGCUACAAUUGAAAAAAAGGACCCCAGUGUUCAGAUAAAUCUAUUUUCUCUUUUUGACUAUUAUAAAUUUUAUGCCAUUAUUUAUCUUACAAAUAUUUUCUUUAAAGCACAGUUCUUUUUGGCAUUGAAGUUUUGAUUCAUUGUAUCACACUUUUCAUCACAUAAACCAAAUCCAGUAGUGUAUUUUUACAAUGUUUUUCCCUCACAGUGCUGCUAAAGAAAUGGCUAUCAUUUUGAAUAUAUAACAUGCCAAAGAAGACAUAAAAUUUAUAUAUUUUUUGUUCUUGUUAAAACUCUGUGAGCAACAUUUAUCAAGAUAUCAUGUUAAAUUACUGGCAUUCUCUUGGUACUAAAUAAAAAGGCUGCAACUUUCUAACAUUU